Messenger RNA from Pygocentrus nattereri (red-bellied piranha), 2868 nucleotides. It is a transcript of the gene taf11, whose product is annotated as TAF11 RNA polymerase II, TATA box binding protein (TBP)-associated factor. The record is from RefSeq and is a predicted model, not a curated record. Gene Ontology annotation, molecular function: transcription coactivator activity; protein heterodimerization activity. The transcript has 6 exons. Gene Ontology annotation, biological process: transcription initiation at RNA polymerase II promoter; RNA polymerase II preinitiation complex assembly. Gene Ontology annotation, cellular component: nucleus; transcription factor TFIID complex. Bases 177 to 791 code for a protein of 204 amino acids. Lineage: Eukaryota; Metazoa; Chordata; Actinopteri; Characiformes; Serrasalmidae.
AUACAUAUUAGCGGAAGCUGUACAGUGGCCGUUUUCUGCUAGGCUGCUGUUUCGUUAGCUUUUUUAUGUUGGUGAUUAAUUUAUUAUCUCGCGCAUUUUACACAUAUUACUGAGUUGUUUUAGGUGUUUUCGUGCGCUGAGUGAAUAGUUUUCCUCUUUGAACGGCCGUGUGCAUUAUGGCAGAUCCGUGCCGUGUGGAGGAACCUGUGAACAGAGCAGAAAGCUCCGAUCCUCCACAGCCGGAGAAACAGGAGGAGGGCGAAAGUUCGUCAACACAGAGAGCAACAGAACAGAGCAGCAGCGUAAAGGAGGAAGACAAAGCGAUUUCGAUUAAAGAGGCUGGGGCUGGAGAGGAUGAAGAAGAAGCCCACUCCAGUGGUCAUCAUCCUCCACCGUCCAAAAAGCUGAAGGUUGAGCCUGAUAAGAAGAAGGAGAAACGACACAAAGUGGAUGAGGACGAGAUCCAGAAGAUGCAAGUUUUAGUCUCUUCGUUUUCGGAGGAGCAGCUGAACCGAUACGAGAUGUACAGACGCUCAGCGUUCCCUAAAGCAGCCAUCAAACGACUGAUCCAGUCCAUCACAGGAUCGUCCGUCUCUCAGAACGUCGUCAUUGCCAUGUCUGGCAUUUCCAAGGUGUUUGUUGGAGAGAUCGUAGAAGAAGCGCUGGAUGUUUGUGAGAAGUGGGGCGACACCCCUCCUCUUCAGCCGAAGCACAUGAGGGAGGCUGUGAGGAGAUUAAAGAGCAGGGAGCAGAUCCCCAACACCAAAUACAAACGCAUCCUAUUCCACUGAGCUACACACACUCACUCUCUCUCUUACUCAACGGACUGAAGACGUUUACCAAUAAAACAUACCAAUCAUGCUGGAUAACUUAAAGCCUGAGAUCCACCCCUCUCAGUGAGACGUGUUGGGUAGUUGAAUUUUGCUUAUUUAGUUUUAGAACCGGAGCUACAGGGCUAAUGUAGCUAACAGGCAAAGGAAGCUUAGACCCACCAGUUAACAUCAUGCUUAUGUCAUGUCUCUUACCUCACCGUCAUCAGGCAGUGAAUUCAUAACCAUUUCAUAUAAUAACUUUCUGUGAAGGAGCUUUUAGAGGUGGACGUCUGGUUCCUAUCACCACCACUGUUUAGAAUGGAAAACCACUCUAAAUUGCUUUGUUUACAUCUUAACUGUUAAAUUAUGCUAGAAUUUAGAAAAAUCUGUGGAGUUGCCCUUUUAGAAGUGCUAACAUCAAUCAUGUCCUUAAGGUGUGUAAAUUUAGACAGCCAGUCUCUGUUGUACAGAACAAAUGCAUAUUGGCUGAUGCUGGUUGGCUAAUUUAAGUACUGAAAUUCUUCAGUAAUCACAUAUUGAAGUAAUAUUUUGGCACCCCGCCCUAAAAAGCAUAUAAUCACGUCUAUACUAACCACAAUUAGCACAAUGCUAAGUCAUGGGCUAUAAGCUUCCAUUUCCUGUUAGCAAUAUUAGCUCUGUAGUUUGAGCAACAAAACUACAGAAGCAAAUUUCAGGCACCAAACGCGUCUCUGCUGAUCGACUACAUUUGGAGUGAGGAGGAACUUUUGCUUGCUGAACAAUCACUUUAAGUUUAAAGUGAGGGUUAUCCAGUAUGUGGCUACUUGAGAAAUAUAUAAACACAGAGGGCGGGUCGGAAUGAAACGGUGCUUCUGCAUUUGUUCUCUGUGAGAUCUGUAAUAGAGGGAGUGGAUUAGAGGCCUGCUCAGCCCUAGAGAGUCUCUCUCUCUCAGAGGAUCUCAGGCUGCUUACAGGAAGAUUUGUGUUAAAGCGUCUGUUAUUUAUGCUGUUUUUUUUCCUAGCGGUUUAGCUGUGUGCUCACUGUAAAUACUCCUCAAGACUUUGUUUACGCCUAAUUAUUUUAGUUUAGACAGCAAGAAAAUAAUGUGCGCUUAUAAAGUGGUUGUCUUUUCUUUCUUAUGUAAAGAAGAAAAAUGUUCAUACAGCUCAGACAGAUGCGAGUUUAAAGAGCCCAUAAUUUACUUUUUUUUUUUUUAAUCGAUAGACAUUUCUCAAGAUUAAAAUGAUUUUUGUGAUUUUGAGGUGAAGCUUCUUUUUGAUUUUUCUGAAACUUUCUGUGUUUAGUGUUCUAGACUCUACAGAGGUUCUGAUUCUGUUGUACAGGUUGGUUUGUCUCAGAUUGAUACUGGAGGUUCUCCAGUAGAACAGUUUCAGAUCCGCUCACUAAACAAACCCCAAACAUCACAAACUCUUUCUAUUCUCUCCAGAUAAAAAAAAUCAUUAGUGAGGGUGUGUCUGUAGCAUUGGCCCCACCCAUGUCACUCUGAUUUCCAGACACUUUCUUCUGAUAAGAUAGGCCCAGGUAUAUAAACUCCACCUCUUUCUUUUUUCUUUCUUCUGAACAGAUACUGUUGCAUAAGCUCCACCCAUUUCCAUUCACAUUCUUCUGAUCAAAUACACCCAGAUGCAUAAGCCCCAUCCUUUUCCACUCUUUCUUCUGAUAAGAUAAAACCAGACAUCUCCCAUGUCUCCUCCCCACCUACUAUGAUAGGCUGCCUCCAGGAAUAACCUCCACCCCUUACUACUUUAUUAUACUUUAUUAUACAUGUUGUAUAAAUUUAUGAAAUGUUCAUCAAUCAAAUGUUCUCUCAAGUCAAUGUUUGCUGUUACCUUGUCAAUCAAAAGUGUGACCCCAUGCCCUGAGAAGUAUGUCCUGUGUAAGUGUGAGACGCCGCUUGUGUUUAAGAAGGCGUCGUCUGAACAUGCACUGUUUGCCUUAUCACUUCCUUCAAAUUGGCCAUUAUCUGUAAACAGAUUCACAGAGAACUGCAUUGAUGUCAGUUUAAAGUUUUAAAGGCAGGAGAUUCUUAAUAAACCACACAUUUAUGAAUUUUUA